This is a messenger RNA of Amaranthus tricolor (Joseph's coat), 1807 nucleotides long. RefSeq names its product E3 ubiquitin-protein ligase DIS1-like. Gene Ontology annotation, biological process: multicellular organism development; ubiquitin-dependent protein catabolic process. NCBI's taxonomy places the organism in Eukaryota, Viridiplantae, Streptophyta, Magnoliopsida, Caryophyllales, Amaranthaceae. The record is from RefSeq and is a predicted model, not a curated record. The transcript is spliced from 5 exons. Gene Ontology annotation, cellular component: cytoplasm. Gene Ontology annotation, molecular function: protein binding; ubiquitin protein ligase activity; zinc ion binding. Bases 639 to 1556 code for a protein of 305 amino acids.
CCGCAAUCUUGACUUGUUCUUUUUGUAUUUACUCAAAACAUUACUCUGUCAACUCUUUAAACCCUCCAACUCCUUCUCUCAAUUCUCAUCUUCAUCUUUGUCAGAAAUACUCAAAAAGAAAAACCUCCACCUUUUUUUUUUGAAAAAAGUUUUUGUUUGUUUAAUAACCUUAAACAUAAAUGAGGUCUCCUUUAUUUUGAUUUUUGUUGCAAUUCCAUUUUCCGAUUCCCAAUUUCCAAAUUCCUGCAUUUAUUUAUUACAAUAAGUUAUUAUUCUUUCUAGUCUUCCUUUUUCUUCUCAAUUCUCUCAUUUUUCCCAUGAUCUCAGACGGCAAAAUACAAUACCCAGAUCAGUACUUGCCCUGCAGUACUUACCCACUUCUUCUCAACAAAUAAUUUGUGAAUGGUCCUCUUAUUUGGACUGUCUUCCAUUAUUGUUCUUUAAAGUGUUUUUCUGGGGUUUAUAUCUUCUCUUAUUUUCUUCCCUUGCCCGCUUUAAAUUUCAAAUUUUGAAACAUUUUUCCUCCCUGAUUUCAAGUUAGUGUAUCACUAUUGCUGAACACAUUCCAGGAAAUUAAGGAGAGAAAGGGUUUUGAAAUAAGUGAAAAUUGCUAGCAGCUAAGUUAUUUGGCGAAAAAGAUGGCAACUGGAAGUCCAUAUUUUGAUGAGCUUAGGGGAAAACCUGAAGUUAUUGAUCCUCCCUUGAGUGAUGAUACCAUUGAUGUUGUUGAGCAUGUGAUGGAUCCUUCGCAAAGUGCUUCAAAAACAAAUUUAACUGUAUCAAGCAGUGUCAAUGAGCUACUGGAGUGCCCAGUAUGCCUAACUGCUAUGUAUCCUCCAAUCCACCAGUGUUCAAAUGGCCACACAAUAUGUUCUGGUUGCAAGCCCAGGGUGCAUAACCGGUGCCCAACUUGCAGACAUGAGCUUGGUAAUAUUAGAUGCCUUGCCUUGGAGAAGGUGGCUGCAUCCCUUGAACUUCCAUGUAAAUAUCAAAGUUUCGGAUGCAUUGGCAUAUAUCCGUACUAUAGCAAGCUAAAGCAUGAAUCCCAAUGUUCUUUUCGACCCUAUAACUGUCCUUAUGCUGGAUCAGAAUGCACCGUCAUUGGGGAUAUCCCAUACCUGGUUGCCCACCUUAAGGAUGAUCAUAAAGUUGACAUGCACAAUGGAAGCACAUUUAACCAUCGCUAUGUGAAGUCAAAUCCUCAGGAAGUUGAAAAUGCUACUUGGAUGCUUACAGUUUUCAGCUGCUUUGGGCAAUACUUCUGCCUUCAUUUUGAAGCGUUCCAGCUCGGUUUGGCUCCUGUUUACAUUGCUUUCUUGCGAUUCAUGGGGGAUGACAAUGAUGCAAAGAAUUACACUUACAGCCUUGAGGUAGGAGGAAAUGGAAGAAAGUUGAGUUGGCAAGGUGUGCCUAGGAGCAUUAGGGAUAGCCAUCGUAAAGUGCGUGACAGCUUUGAUGGGCUCAUAAUCCAGCGAAAUAUGGCCCUUUUCUUUUCGGGUGGUGAUCGGAAGGAGUUGAAACUGAGGGUGACCGGAAGAAUUUGGAAAGAACAGUGAAUGCAGUUCUCUUAAGAUUUCCGUUCUUUUGAUUUCAAACGCUAUUAGUUAGAAGUACUAAAUUGUAUCAACAUGUUGUAGUAUCAGUAGAAUUCAUCUCUUCAUGUAUUUCCAAGUUUGUAAAGGAGCAAACCCUCUUUGCUGGCCUGUGCAUCACGCCAAUACAUGACUGAGACAAUGUCAUCAACUGCAUGUGAAAUAUGUUAAAUUCUUUUAGCAAUAUGUUAAAUAUACCCAAUUGUUGUUUCGCA